Prunus armeniaca (apricot) is the source of this 723-nucleotide messenger RNA. The record is from the annotation of a GenBank genome assembly. NCBI's taxonomy places the organism in Eukaryota, Viridiplantae, Streptophyta, Magnoliopsida, Rosales, Rosaceae.
AUGGAUAGGAUCAAAUGUGCCCCUGGUGUCGAUCUUACGACUGCGAUCGAAUUUCUUUACUGGACAUAUCCCCCAACAGCUGUGCAAUCUUGGCUACCUUCACAUCCUAGACCUUGCUCACAACAACUUUUCAGGAACCAUCCCCAAGUGUUUGAAUCAUCUGAGUGCUUUAACGCAUGGCAAUUUAGUGCCUAUGACUUAUAUUCAUAUUAUGACCAGCAAACAUCAGUGGUGAAAGUAACAGAACUCAAAUAUCAGUCGCAGACUUUGAUGUUGGUUAAAAGCAUUGAUCUUUCCUCGAAUAGCCUUGAAGGUGAAAUCCCUGAAGAAAUAUGCAGCCUCCUCCUGUUGCACAGCUUGAACUUAUCGAAGAACCAACUAAGUGGAAACAUUCCCUCAAACAUUGGAAGCUUGCAGUUGCUCGAAGUUCUUGAUCUCUCACGCAACCGCCUUUCAGGCUGGAUUCCUCAAAGUCUUUCAUCUUCCACCUUCUUGUCUCACCUGAACUUGUCCUAUAACAACUUGACUGGUAGAAUUCCGUUGGGAAACCAACUCCAAACCCUCACAGAUCCAUCCAUUUAUAUGGGUAACCCAUCAUUGUGUGGGGUUCCUCUGUCAACUAAGUGUUCCGAAGAUGAUCACACUCCUACAAAGACAAUGAUCAUGAAGAUACACAUGAUAAGUUGUGGUUCUAUAUUAGCAUGGCACUCGGCUUUAUCUUAG